Messenger RNA from Pseudopodoces humilis (Tibetan ground-tit), 4123 nucleotides. Its product is annotated as basic helix-loop-helix transcription factor scleraxis-like. The record is from RefSeq and is a predicted model, not a curated record. Gene Ontology annotation, biological process: regulation of transcription by RNA polymerase II; developmental process. Lineage: Eukaryota; Metazoa; Chordata; Aves; Passeriformes; Paridae. Gene Ontology annotation, molecular function: protein dimerization activity; DNA-binding transcription factor activity, RNA polymerase II-specific; RNA polymerase II transcription regulatory region sequence-specific DNA binding.
AUGGGCAAAAACCGCAGAGGUUUGUACAUGCCACGAGGAGCCACGGCUCGGUCACACCGGGGGACGCGGGAGCGCUGCUCCCGCGGGAGCCGCAGGCGAGGCCCCCCCGGCAGCGGGAGGAGGAGGAGGAGCGGGGGUUUUCCGCGGAGCCGGUGCCGAGCCCGGGGCCGCGACAGCGGCGGGCGGCGGGCGGCGGCCAACGCGCGGGAGCGGGACCGCACGCACAGCGUCAACACGGCCUUCGGCGCCCUCCGCCGGCUCAUCCCCACCCGCCCGGCCGACCGCCGCCUCUCCAAGGUGGAGACGCUGCGCCUGGCGUCCAGCUACAUCUCGCACCUGGCCAACGUGCUGCUGCUGCAGCAGCGCCGGCAGGACGAGGCGGCCGCCGCCGAGCAGCCCUGCCCGCAACCCUGUCCGCAAGCCUGCUCGCAACCCUGCCCGCAGCCCGCCCAGCCCCCGCAGCCCUGCCCGCAGCCCUGCCCGCAGCCCUGCUCGCCACCAGGUGCCUCCGCGCCUCGGUCCAUCUGCACCUUCUGCCUCAGCGACCAGCGGCAGCGGCACCGAGAAAAAGAGAAACCAUCACCUGGUCCAGCCGUAACCGGACUCUGAACAGGCUGAGGGUCUCGCACCACUCCUGCUCUGACUGUACCACUGCUCUGGGUAACAUCGCCUCACUCGUGCUGCACGUUUACACUUAGAUAGCACAGUCCUAAAAGAGUUACUUUUUAAGCCUAUGCACUUUGUUUCAUAUUGUGAGGGGUUUUUUCAGGGUGUUUUGCAAAUGAAAUUCUCUGCCUCUGUUGAGACGGUUGCACCUGGUGCGGCAGCUAUUUUAGCGCGAGAAAUGUUAAACCUCAGCAGCCAAGCCCUGAUCCUGAUGCCUCCUAAACCUGUGUCGCAUGAUGAAACUUGAACUUCCAAACACACGGUGUCCCCUGUCAGGGGAACUGCCGUGAACACGCCGUGCCCUACGCCUCCAGCCCAGCCCGGGCUGCACGCAGCGCUGCCGCCCACUCCUCCAGCUGCACGCCAGCCCUCGGGGACAGGGGCCGAUGCCGACAGCUGACAUGCUUGAGAGGUCUCAGCGAUGCUGGAAGAUUAUUUUGAGGUGUUCACAGAAAGUCGGAAAACUUCCAGCGAAAGCAGCCCGGUUGGCUGUGCACAGGCGCUGCAGCACGGGAUGUAUCCAGCACAGGAGAGGAAAGGGGAGAAGUGCAGUGUAAGCGAUGCUCUUUUCUUAUUAACAGGGCGAGUCGUGCCAGUCCUUUAAAUAGCACAGGAUAUUCCUAAAUCUGCCGGGCAAGGAGGGUUUCCCAAGGGCUUUUGCCCAUCACCCAGGUAGUUCCAUAACUGCCCUGUACAUCACUGAGGUUGUUUCUCCCCUCAGUUUACUAACUUGUGUACUUUUUUUCAGAAGUAACUGUAAAAGGCAAAUAAGAUUUUCUAUUUUCAGAUUUGGACAUUAGUGAAGCAGCAAGCUAAAAUCUUAAACCCCAGUAAUGCUGGGGUCUAAGAAACACAGAGAUAGGUUAAUUUUGCAAUGUUUUUUAUAGCUAUUUAUAAUACAAUUAAUUAGGCUUUAAUUAAUCUAAACUCGUUAUUUGGGGAGGCACUCUGUAACUGUAACCACUCCAAGUGCUGCAAGGAAAACUUUCCUUUUUCCUCCCCUGAUGCCAUCUGUGCAGUGCUCCUGGCCAGCCUUGCUGCUCUGGUCAAACUUAAGGGCUGAAGAAGCAGCUCUGUGUUGUUCACUUUCUUUUCUGUAGAGAGUUUUCUCUCCUUGCCCUACAUAAGUGCAAAGCAAAAUCUGGCAGUCGUUAUGAAGAACUUGGCAAGAGCAAGGUCGUGGUGUACUCCUACACAACUUCACCUUUUCAGUUUCCCUUUUCCCCUGCUCAACAUACAGCGGCCACUUUUUCUGUAGCACAAUGAGGAAAAAUCUGCUGCACCUACAGAAAUGCAAUGAGCUCUUCCUUUGAAUUCUAACAAAGCAAAAUCCCAGCGAUUCCACAUCACGUCAGUCUCUUCAGUUAUUAAAAGCUACAGGCUGUAUUUUCCUGGAUUGAGGGGAGAUUCUUGUUUUUAGAAGGUUUCUAUCAUUAAUCUUUUUUUUAAUGGGGAACUUCCAAUUGCUGCCAAGUCAUGGUCUUUGCUUUGGCACUGAUUUGUGAAACUGGAACUCUUUAUAGCUUUGUACAGUGUUUUUUAAUUUUUUUGUUGUGUCAGCCUCUGUGUGUGGGUAUAGAGUUCUGCAAACAUACCUUCCUGGAUUUUUUUUUUAAUCAAUUUGAAAAAAAUUGUUUUUUAAAAAGUCAUUUGCUUUACAAUUAAAGCUGCUCUUACAACUUAAAGCUGACAGUUUGGCCCAACAUUCUUAUGAACACAUUAAACCAAAACAUCUGACCUCUUUAUAGACAAUUAACACUAAUUUAUUCAUUUAGCUGUAUCAUUUCAUAUGAUACCCUAAAAUGGCAAAACAUAAUGCAGUUUCAAACAAUUUUAGGAAAAUUUUACAUUGCGUAUGCCCUGAAUUUUGAAUUUUGUAGGAAAGACAAUAAAAUUAUUUAUUUCAGGUUUUCAAAAUGCUGUGAUUUUUUUACAGUUUUAAGAGUUUUUAGUGUAGCUCUUGGCAAAUGAAAUAUAUUUGGAUUUAAUAAGAUAUCUUUAUACUUAGUUAUUAAAGGAAAUGAGUACAAAAUGUGAGGUCCAUUUUUGUACCAAAGUAUGAGCUGAAAUCUCAUAACUCAAAACUCUCAUGAAUAAUUUCUACAAUCCUAUAGGAAUUUGAUGUUCUCCCUCUAAUGAGGAUUUUAUCUCCCUAGUUUUGCAAAGGGUUUAUACCAAAUACUUUUCAAUGACAAAAGCAGGAGCAGGCCCUAACAACUUAGCCUUCUCUCCUGUUUAAUGUGGCUCAGUGUACCAUUAAAUUCUCUCUUUACUCAGGAUAAACUGUUGAAUUCAACUGGGCUUGGAGAUUUUCUCAGGGUUUCAAUUACUAAAUAAUGCAGGAGUUUCAGUAACACUGAUUGAUCAUGGCAGAAAUUAGACCCCAGAGUACUGUGGCCCAAAUAUUUAUGGUAUAGACAGAUAAUGUCUAUCCAAAGCAAUUAUAACCGUGAUUUCUCUGAGGAACAUUUAUAUAUGUGUAACUCUGUGUAUUUAAAUUAGGAAAAUUGGGGACAAGUCCUUAACUUUGCUGAAAUUUAUUUGUAAUGUAAAACUUCUCUAACCCCAGGAGCAGAAAAAAAAAAGAUACAGGAUUGAGCUGUUACUCUGUAAUGGAUUUUCUAUAAAUCAAGGGAAAAAAAAGAAUUUAAUUUCUGGAGACACAGAUGAAUUGAGGGCUUGGAUUGCACAUAUAAAGAGCUCAUCAUCAUUAGGUGUUUUACUGAGUUUUUACUGUAUGAGCUUGUGUGUCUUAUCAGUCCUUUUUUUUAAUCAUGGAGCAGCGUUAUCCAUGGCAUGCAAAAUAUAAAAGUCAAAAUCUUGAGGGUGUCUGAGAGCAAGUACCUUACUUGAGGUAAUUGACCAAUGAGGCAUUGGAAUUAUGUGAGUUUUUCCAGAGGUGCCAAACAGCCUCUUGUUCUGCAGAUAUUGGGGGUUUGACUUAUUUGUGAGCACAUUCUGUUCUGUAUGUAUGAACAGAGGCAUGCCUGAUGCCAAUCCCAGCUUUGUUUUCCUGUAAACACUUGGCUAUUCAAUUUAUGAUGCAUGAAUAAAGCAGAAACAGUGACAUAUACACCAAUUGGUCUCAGAUCCUAUUAAAUUAUUGUUAAAAUAAUCCAAGCAUAGUACUUUGUGUAAAUCAUUGUACUUAGCCUGCUACAUCACUGUAUAAAAACAGCACCAAGCAAAGUGAAUAAAUCAUGUUGUUUGAUUUUACAGGUUAAGUUUAAAGAAGCAUUUGAACAUAGUUCUUAGUUAUUUAUGAAUUAAUCAUAAUGUAAGUCAAAGUAGUUUCAUAUGUUGCCUUCUAUUUUCACUGCUGUUCUACAAAACAGAAGUUUCCUUUCAUGGAAAAUCUGCUUCUUUACAAAAAUCUGUAUUUGUUUGCAAAAUGUGAUUACAUUUGCUAAAAUAAACUAUUUUUGUUACUAAUUUAAACAAUAAACUGCAAACACUA